UAGAGAGAGAGAGAGAGAGUCUGAGACCGUAGUUGCUCUGUCUCUUUCGUCCCCUUGAAGCUAUUUUUCUCUUUUCUAUUUUAUAAUAGUAUUUUCCUUUUCUAUAUAUUACAGCUAUACAAAGAGAGAAGCGAUUUUAGAGAGAGAGAGAGAAGGAGCUGUGCUGAGCAUAGCAUAGCAUUGUGUUUUUCUCUAAAGGGUCUUUGAGAUCAGCCUCAAUAGGCUGUCUUUGAGACCAGUCCCUUGUUGAUCUGUGAGAUUUGGCAUCUGGGUUUUGCUUCUCUUCUCUUCUACUUCUUCUCUGUCAUUUCAGAUUUCAUGCGUGAGAUCUGGUUAAGAUUUUGAUCAAUCUGGUUUUAGAACUCAAUUGGGUCUCUGUAAAGAUCAGUUUUUUUUUCAGUUUAGUUACAGAUCCAGGUCUUGAAAGUGAGAGCAUUUGGAGGCAUGCAUAGAUCUGGCUAAGUCUACUUGAGCUACCAAUUUGACCCAUAUAAGCAGGUGUGGCAAUGGAAUCAGAAGGAGAAACUGGGGGAAAGUCAAUGAAGAACCUUGGUGGUCAGGUCUGCCUGAUCUGUGGUGAUGGUGUUGGAAAGACUGUGGAUGGCAAGCCCUUUGUUGCUUGUGAUGUCUGCGAUUUCCCGGUUUGCAGGCCUUGCUACGAGUAUGAGCGAAAAGACGGGAAUCAGUCGUGUCCUCAAUGCAAAACCAGAUACAAGAGGCACAAAGGGAGUCCCGCUAUUCUCGGUGAUAAAGAAGAGGAUGUUGAUCUCGAUGAUGGUGGCAGUGAUUUCAAUUACACUUCAGAAAACCAGAACGAGAAGCAGAAGAUUGCAGAGCGAAUGUUGAGCUGGCAAAUGACAUACGGACGAGGAGAGGAUGUUACGGCUCCAAAUUAUGAUAAAGAGGUUUCUCACAACCACAUACCGUUGCUCACCAACGGUCAUGAGGUUUCUGGAGAACUGUCGGCUGCUUCACCCGAGCGGCUUUCUAUGGCAUCUCCUGGACAAGCUGGUGGGAAGCGUAUCCAUUCCUAUUCAUCCGAUGUUAAUCAAUCACCUAAUAUUAGAGUCGUGGAUCCUGUGAGGGAGUUCGGCUCACCUGGUAUAGGGAACGUGGCAUGGAAAGAGAGAGUGGAUGGUUGGAAGAUGAAGCAGGAGAAGAAUGUUGUUCCAAUGAGCACUGGUCAAGCUAACUCCGAAAGAGGAGGUGGAGAUAUCGAUGCAACCACUGACGUCCUCGUUGAUGAUACUUUAUUAAAUGAUGAAGCCAGGCAGCCUCUUUCGAGGAAGGUCUCUAUUCCUUCGUCAAGGAUAAAUCCUUAUAGGAUGGUUAUCGUUCUGCGGCUGAUUAUUCUUUGCAUUUUCUUGCACUAUCGGCUUACAAAUCCCGUGCCAAAUGCUUAUGCUCUGUGGUUAAUUUCUGUCAUUUGCGAGAUUUGGUUUGCAGUCUCCUGGAUUCUCGAUCAGUUUCCCAAAUGGCUUCCUGUGAACCGAGAAACUUAUCUCGACAGGCUUGCUUUAAGGUAUGACCGAGAAGGAGAACCAUCACAGUUGGCAGCUGUUGACAUCUUUGUCAGUACUGUCGACCCAUUGAAAGAGCCGCCACUUGUCACAGCCAACACUGUGCUAUCCAUUCUCGCUGUUGACUACCCAGUUGACAAGGUUUCCUGCUAUGUUUCUGAUGAUGGUGCUGCUAUGUUGUCAUUUGAAUCUCUAUCCGAAACUGCAGAAUUUGCAAGGAGAUGGGUUCCUUUCUGCAAGAAAUAUAAUAUCGAGCCUCGUGCCCCGGAAUGGUACUUCACUCAAAAGAUCGAUUACUUAAAAGAUAAGGUCCAACCAUCAUUUGUCAAGGAGCGUAGAGCUAUGAAGAGAGAAUAUGAAGAGUUUAAAGUCCGAGUCAACGGACUUGUUGCAAAGGCGCAGAAAGUUCCCGAAGAAGGAUGGAUUAUGCAAGACGGUACCCCAUGGCCUGGAAAUAACACCAGAGAUCACCCCGGAAUGAUCCAGGUUUUCUUGGGACAAAGUGGAGGACUUGAUUCCGAUGGCAAUGAGCUGCCACGUUUAGUCUAUGUUUCUCGUGAAAAGCGUCCGGGUUUUCAACAUCACAAGAAGGCUGGUGCUAUGAAUGCACUUGUUCGAGUUUCAGCCGUGCUCACUAAUGGACCGUUCUUGUUGAAUCUCGAUUGUGAUCAUUACAUUAACAACAGCAAGGCCUUGAGAGAAGCCAUGUGUUUCUUGAUGGAUCCCAACUUAGGAAAGAAUGUUUGUUACGUUCAGUUCCCACAGAGAUUCGAUGGUAUUGAUAGGAACGAUAGAUAUGCCAAUCGAAACACUGUCUUCUUCGAUAUUAACUUGAGAGGUUUGGAUGGAAUUCAAGGGCCCGUUUAUGUGGGUACUGGAUGUGUUUUCAACCGAACGGCCUUGUAUGGUUACGAACCGCCCGUUAAGCCUAAGCAUAAGAAGGUUGGCGUCCUAGGUUCACUAUGCGGUGGUUCGAGAAAGAAGGGUUCAAAAUCAAGUAAAAAGGGAUCUGACAAGAAAAAAUCUAAGAAUGCUGAUCCCACUGUGCCAAUCUUCAGUCUCGAAGAUAUCGAAGAGGGCGUGGAAGGUGCUGGAUUUGAUGACGAGAAGUCGUUGCUUAUGUCACAAAUGAGUCUCGAGAAAAGAUUUGGUCAGUCCGCUGUCUUUGUUGCCUCGACACUCAUGGAGAAUGGCGGUGUACCUCAGUCCGCUACCCCAGAAACUCUUCUUAAAGAGGCUAUUCAUGUUAUCAGUUGUGGUUACGAAGAUAAAACAGAUUGGGGAAACGAGAUUGGAUGGAUCUACGGUUCUGUCACAGAAGAUAUUCUUACAGGAUUCAAGAUGCACGCCCGUGGUUGGAGGUCGAUUUACUGCAUGCCUAAGCUUGCAGCCUUUAAAGGGUCUGCUCCUAUCAAUCUUUCCGAUCGUCUGAACCAAGUGCUUCGAUGGGCGCUGGGUUCAGUGGAAAUUCUUCUGAGUCGGCAUUGCCCUAUGUGGUAUGGCUACAGCGGUCGGCUCAAAUGGCUCGAACGUUUCGCCUAUGUCAACACCACCAUUUACCCAAUCACUUCCAUUCCUCUCCUCAUGUAUUGUACAUUGCCCGCCGUCUGUCUUCUCACAAAUAAGUUCAUCAUUCCCCAGAUUAGUAACCUCGCGAGUAUAUGGUUUAUCUCUCUCUUUCUUUCCAUCUUUGCAACUGGUAUCCUCGAGAUGAGAUGGAGCGGUGUGGGGAUCGACGAGUGGUGGAGAAACGAGCAGUUUUGGGUCAUCGGUGGUGUCUCGGCCCAUCUUUUCGCUGUCGUCCAAGGUCUUCUCAAAGUGCUUGCUGGUAUUGACACAAACUUCACUGUCACCUCAAAGGCAUCGGACGAAGAUGGAGAUUUCGCCGAGCUCUACUUGUUCAAAUGGACGACGCUGCUCAUCCCACCAACCACACUGCUCAUCAUCAACUUGGUGGGAGUUGUGGCCGGAAUCUCGUACGCCAUCAACAGCGGUUACCAAUCAUGGGGACCCUUGUUCGGAAAGCUGUUCUUCGCUUUCUGGGUGAUUGUCCAUCUCUAUCCCUUCCUCAAAGGUCUCAUGGGAAGACAGAACAGAACUCCCACCAUUGUUGUGGUUUGGUCUGUUCUACUUGCUUCCAUCUUCUCCUUGUUGUGGGUUCGGGUCGACCCGUUCACCACCAGAGUUACUGGUCCGGAUGUUGAGUUGUGUGGAAUCAACUGCUAGAGAUGAAAAAUUGAAUCUUUAUUAUUUUUAGAUUAUUUAUUGUUCUCAGAAAAAAAAAAAAACGAAACCAACAAAAGAGAAGCUAUAAAGCCAUAAUAUAUGCAAAUUUGUCUUUGCAAUUUAAUUUUUUUUUUUGGAGAUGUAAUAUGAUGUUUUGUCUUACUGAACUGAACUGGUUUGUUCUCCAUGUGAAUCUUAAAUCAUGUGCGGGUAAAAUAGUGGUUAAAAUCUUAAAGUUUUCAUUUUGUUGUAUGAUUUUUUUUCCUUCUAUUUUUUUGGAACAUUAUGGGAAAUGUGACUAGACUGAGCUACAUAAUUUAUAAUUUUUGUCUUUU
Molecule: messenger RNA, 4081 nt
Organism: Humulus lupulus (European hop)
Lineage: Eukaryota; Viridiplantae; Streptophyta; Magnoliopsida; Rosales; Cannabaceae
Product: cellulose synthase A catalytic subunit 3 [UDP-forming]
Exons: 15
Coding region: 507-3746 (1079 amino acids)
Biological process (GO): cellulose biosynthetic process; plant-type primary cell wall biogenesis
Cellular component (GO): plasma membrane; trans-Golgi network
Molecular function (GO): cellulose synthase (UDP-forming) activity
Source: RefSeq, a predicted model, not a curated record